AUGAUUUCGUCUCCCUCCCUACACUCAUCAGUCAUCCCUACCACCCCUCCGCCGCCGCCGUCAAUCUCCCUCCCUCUCUUCCCGUCUCCCUCCAAGAUGUCGGACGCCCACGGCCAGCGGGAUCGCUACCUCCUCCUCCACCAAGAAUUCAUCACCACCUUCCCCGGAGAAGCCGAGCAAUCCUCACCCUACAACGUCGAGGCCAGCUCGUUGGCUUCCAAGGACGGCUGGAUCCUCCGAGAGCUCCCUUUCCACGGGGACUCCCGCGGCCGCCAUCUCGACCUCUACCUCCUCAACCCAUUCACCGGCGCCUCCAUCCCGCUUCCUCUCCUCAAAUCCGAAUCCUCCAGCUUCGAUCUAAAAGCCAUCAUCUCUUCUUCCCCUGACGGCGACCAAGACUGCCACGUGUUCACCCUUUCGGGGUUGCGGAAGAAAUUGUUGGCGUGGUGCAAGGUCGGGCCAGGAGGAGGCGGCGGCGGCUGGACUUACCCGCCAAAGAAUUGCCUUGUCUGUGUACGUGACUAUACACCCCUAGACGCCUGCUACUCCAACGGCAACCUCUACCUAGCCGGUGAAGAUGCGCUCUGGGUCGUCCACGACAUACUCAAACCCUUCUCCGCCGCGGCGGGACCCAUCGUGAAGGCGUUCCCUUAUUCUGGCCACAUGAAAUCGUUCGACGCCCAAAACGGCUGCGCGCCGGUGUCGGGGACUCAUCCCUACUUGUGUCACCUCGACGGCGGCGGCCAGGUUCGCGUAAUUCUCCCUGAUUGUAAAGGGGACUACUACGUGGGAUUCCGUGUGUUCAAGCUCGUCGAUGAAGGCAAAGGGCUCGAUAGGGUUUUGGAUUAUUUUCCUAGUGGUAAUGUUGACAGGGGUGAGUAUUGGGAAGAAGUGUGGAGUCUGGACGGGCAUGCUGUGUUCAUCGGGACUCACCAAUCUUUUGCCUUCCCAACUAAGGUUGAUGCUAUUGCUAGUCAGGCGACUAGUAUUCUCAAUCCGAAUGCUAGCGGGAUUAGAGGCGACUACAUUUACUCUGCACUGAAUCGUGUUUGUGGGCAUCUGGAAUCAUUUGGAGCGCCGGAUUGGGAUGGUGCAUUUGAUCUUGCCAAUCGAAAGUUCCAGAGGUUUGCUCAUGAUGAACUUUACGGUGAUAACAAGACGCGAGAUGCCAUCUUUUGGUUCAUCCCUGUGCCCUGGGCAAACACUAAAAGUACAGCAAGCGAAAAUCAGCAAAGGAGAAGGAAGAAAGGAAAGAAGAAAAAGAAACAAAUUACAGGGGUACCAACAGCCUCACAAGAGGCAGAAACCUCUACCUAA
Messenger RNA from Linum trigynum, 1317 nucleotides. The record is from the annotation of a GenBank genome assembly. NCBI's taxonomy places the organism in Eukaryota, Viridiplantae, Streptophyta, Magnoliopsida, Malpighiales, Linaceae.